Messenger RNA from Klebsormidium nitens, 3032 nucleotides. NCBI's taxonomy places the organism in Eukaryota, Viridiplantae, Streptophyta, Klebsormidiophyceae, Klebsormidiales, Klebsormidiaceae. The record is from the annotation of a GenBank genome assembly.
GUUUUUAGUGUUAGGCUGGGAGCUUACUUUACCUGGAGCUUACUUUACCUAAAUUGAAGAGACAUCAAAUUGUCGGCAGAACCCGGCUGAGUUUUGGGGAAGACAGCAUGACCCGUGUGGGGUGCCGUGUUGCCUCCUGAGCUCUUCAAAAGGUGGCUUCCUCUGAUCCUGCAGAAGAUAAGAGCUAGUGUAAUGGCACCCCAGGCGAACGGCACCCCGCUGGUCGACUCAGCAAGCAACAUGGAGACGAUUAAAAGGACCCCGGAAAGGACGGAUUCCUUGAUAGAGCGCCUGCUUCUCAAACUUUAUAGAUUUCAGCAAACCUUGCUGCUGAUUGCCAGGGUGCUGCAACCCUAUGUCGAUUAUUUUGUGCAACCCUUGCUGCUGAAGGCAAGGGAUUUGUUACGCCCUAUGCGGCGCCGGUUAGAGCCUGUGCAACGCCUGUACGCUGUCGGCUGGCAGGCAGCGUUGUCUUCCUACAUCAUUGACAAGUUGAUGGCGUCUAAUGGCAAACUUUUGGAGGAUCUUGGCAAGGGCUUCGACAAAUGGGGGAACCGCUUCCUAGGUCAAUAUAAAUCUCCAGCCGGCAUCAAAUACAACCUGACUCUGAUUGGCCUCCUGGAUAGGAGCUUCGACCUUGAUCAACACACAGUCAAAACCUUCCCCGCUGAGUCUCCCAGCGCCCGCACCAAUGCCGAAGUCUGUGCCAUGGCUGCCAAACUCAUCUAUGAGAAAGAAAAACUUGUGGAGGAAGUCAUUAAUGACUUGUGGAACAAGGGCCUACCAGCUAAGAAGGCAAAGGACACAAAGGCAGAGGACACCAAGGCAGAGGACACCAAGGCAAAGGACACCAAGGCAAAGGACACCAAGGCAAAGGACACAAAGGCAGAGGACAUGAAGCCAAAGGACACCAAGGCAGAGGACACCAAGGCAAAGGACACCAAGGCAGCGGACACCAAGGCAAAGGACACAGAGGCAGAGGACACCAAGGACACAGAAAGGUUUAAGUUUAUUGAUUGGUAUGACUACAAGACACAGGGAAAGAAUCAAGUUGACACCCAGGCGAUGCUGUUCAAGAAGGGGACAGCUAUUGUGGUCGUUUUCCGCGGCACAGAGCCUUUCAAAGCCGUAGAUUGGGCAACUGACUUCAGGUUCGCCUGGUGGGAUGGGAUCCCGGCACUCGGCAGGGUGCACACUGGCUUUCUUGAGGGCCUGGGCCUCGCGGACUCGGAGGAAACGGACGACUCCAGAAAAGCUCCGGUCAAAACUGCAAAAGGAGAAGAGCAAAAGCUGCAAGAGAAUCAAAAGCUGCAACUUUUCGCAGAGUACAUUCACCAUUGCUUGACUCGCUACCGUCAGGAAGCCAAGCGCCGUGACAGCGCCGCGGGAAGGAAGAGCUUGGCACUCUUCCGCGACCCCGAAGCUCCGGACUCCGGCGCAACGCCCACGGACGAGACCAAGGCCCUCGCGAAAUUCCUGAACCAAUACGUUCUCGAGGAUGACCGCCAAGUACCAAUAGAGAAAGGGACCCCUCUGUCUCAGCCUGAUGACCCCUACAACAGCGACAACUCGAAAAAGUACUUACCGCCUGUUGACCCCUGCGACAGCGACAACUGGAAGAAGAACCCACCGCUGUACUGGCAGAUCCGGCUCGCGCUGGAGAAGUUGCUGUCGGAGGAUCCCAAGGCGAAGAUCUACAUCGCUGGGCACAGCCUGGGCGGCGCGCUCGCGGCCCUGUUCACGGGGCUGCUCACGGCGGAAGAUGACGUCAUGACGGAGCGCAUCGGUGGGCUGUACACGUUUGGCCAGCCCCGCGUCGGCGACUGGUCGUUUACGUGGUACCUGCACAACAAGCUGAACCUGCCCGAGCUGCGGUUUGUGCGCCUGAUCUACUCCAAUGACCUGGUGCCACGUGUACCCUUCGACAACUCGCUGUUCCAGUACAAGCACCUGGGGCCGUUCCACUGGGCCGACCCCUUCUACAACGUCACGGUCGGUACGUUCAGCGACCAGCCGGCGCUCGGCAUGGUGACGCCAUACUUCACGGCAUUUUUGGAGCUGCUCUACAACGUGGUGUGGAACGACAUCGCCAACGUUCUGUUGCGACCCGACGGGCACACGAGGCCCCGGGAGAGUGCAUUUCAGGUGCUGGCCAGAAUGGGCUCCAUUUUCUUCCCCAGGAUCGGGGCACACAAUCCGAUUAACUACCUGAACGCCGUUCGCUACGGCUUCCCGCAGGGGAUAGCAAAAGAGCCACCAAUUAAGGAAGCCACCGGAGCACCUUCGGUUGCGGUGGUGGAGUAGAGCGUGCAUUUGCGGAAGGAGGGACGUUGGGGAAAGGCGCCUGUUGAGAAUGGGUGUAGAGAAGAUGUCGAGUCAUGUAUCAUGCGGCAAGAAGGAGCGUCUGUUAAGUGUGGGAAAGUGGGAGCCUUCUCUGGUGGGAGAGGCUACGGUGGGAGAAGGCGUUUAUGCCAGGUAAAUAUGUGGGCGGGGUGGGGGUAAGCCUGAAGGUAUCCAGUACAGGCCGUGCCAGAUAAACAUCCGCCAAAUAGAUAUUACAAGUGUGAAUCGUUAUGUUAAGCAUAGGACCAUGCAGGAUAUUUGAUGCCAAGCUCAGCAAGCUGCGCAGUCGGUGUCGGCAGUGAGCAUAUCCGCCUGUUCUGUAAACAUAUUUAUCGAGUCACUCUGUAGACGAAAGUAUCUAAGGAAACAGCAAUCUGGCAAAAGGAGUGUAGAAGAUUCAUACCGAGUGGAGUUGGGAGCCGCACAUCACUGCAUCGGCUGCGCCUGUGUUUAGGAGACUCUGUGGCUACUGUAGCCAGCUCCAUCAAAAUAGGCAACCCGAACAGCAAACUUAGCCAGACCGUACGCACAACACUUCACCUCUAAUAUAAAAGACCAUAUACGAACAGAUCGAUAUACGUACAUGCUUGGAUAGACGAGCUCGGCUUCUGAAGCCAAACUAAAAGUCAAACGGGCAUGCACGCAUGCUAACUUACAGCACAUCGUACAUGACGGAAAUAUCGAUCCCG